ACAGGAGAGCAGGACAGGGAGCUUGACAAUGGAACUUCUCUGUGGUGAAUGUUAAUGAGAGCCAGGGAAAGUGAAUGUGCAUGUGGAGGUGUGGGUGAAGGGCGCCCUAUGUCACAUCUCAACUUCAAGGAUUGCACUUUUCCCUCCUUUGGGUCAAGAGCACGCGGUGACGCAGGAGAUCGCUGGCCACUAGUCUGCAGCUCAUUCCCUGUGCGUUUGUCGGGAGUUGAUGGCACUACAGUGCAAACAGGGAGACGAGAAAGACGAGCAAAAGGGAGAAAAUGUGAUUGAGAAAAUGUGGGGGAAGAUCGGCUCAGGGAGGGCUGGACUCAGACACCCUCUUCUGAAGCUCCCCUGAGUUGCACCGCUGCAGCAUGUCAGCCAAGUCUAAGGGCACAUCCUCGCCAUCAGAGGGGCCAGCUUCCAAAGCCAAGGUGAAGGAGCAGAUCAAGACUAUUGUGGAUGAUUUGGAAUUAGUCCUGGGAGACCUGAAGGAUGUAGCCAAGGAACUUAAGGAGGUGGUUGAUCAAAUUGAUACACUAACAUCAGAUCUACAGCUGGAGGAUGAGAUGACAGACAGCUCAAAAACAGACACACUGAACAGUAGCUCAAGUAGCACAACAGCUUCCAGUUUAGAUAAGAUCAAGGUUCGUGCCAAUGCACCACUUAUAAGUCCCCCUGCCCAUCCAUCUGCUGUUCUUACAGUUUUACGAAAACCCAACCCACCACCACCGCCACCACGGCUGACACCAGUGAAAUUUGAAGAUACUCUUAAGGUAGAUUCUUCAACAAACAAUGGGAGGAAUAAUGGGAUUUUACUUCGCAAUGGUGGAUUUCCUGGAGGGCCAGUCAGCAUUCCCAAUGGGGACAGAUGUGCCAUUCACAAUUUUAAAGUGGAAAAAAGUCCAGAUACACUCAUGACACAUAGGACAGAGAAAGAACGGUGCGCACAAUCUUCAACUAGGGAACGUGUACGUUUUAGUGAAAAUGUUCUCUAUCAUGGCUACUGUCCUGACUGUGACGUGCAAUCGGAUAUAAAAAAUAGAGAUUUACAUCUACACAGUGAGCCGGUGCAUAUAGCAGGAAAACUUCCACAUAAUUGUUCUACUUUACAAUCGCCCUCUCUUGCUCCCUUUCCCAUUGAAAAUGGAGGACUAGGAAAAAACAGCAGUAGUAGCCAUCAUUUUCAAAAAACAGGAACUCAGCCUCCGCAGACUGCGCCAAAACCUCAAAAGACUAUACUGAGGAAAUCAACCACUACGACUGUGUGAUAUUUUUAUUUUUUUAUCUUCAUUUUUUUUUUAUUGAUAUGAAUAUAAAGAAAAUUAGACAAUGAGCACUUUAAAGCAAUAAGAAGUCCAAAUGAAUCCUGAUAUCCUUAAACAAGUGUCAAAACAAUCAUUUGAUCAUUGAGGCGGGGAAGUAUCUUCAAAAAGUGGCUCUUUCAUUUAUAUGCAUUUUAAGUUUACAUAUUUCAUGAUGACUUGAGCAGGGUGACAAAUGGGAGGAAAAGCCACAAGAGACAUCCUUAUAUGUCAUUGAAGUUUCAGCACAAUGAUAUGAAGUACUCUGCUUGAUUUCUCUCAGAUCCACUAGGAAGACCUAGAAUCUAGAAUCACAGCCUUAAAUCACCUCUAGAAAGCAAUGUAGAACUGUUAGUAGCAACUACACAAGUAUUGGGGAAUGUUCUGGAGCACUUUGUGGAUGGAAUCAAUGAAAUGGAUAUAAUUCAAACUUCUCAAACAUCACUGAGCCUAUCAGUUUGGAGAAUAACCCAGACAAUCCUGGUAUAAAGGAUAUUGGUGCCGGGAUGGUCAAUGACUGAGAUAACAGUUGAGAAAGUCUCUGCUGUGCCAUAUAAAGCCAUAGAUGAAUCGAGGAAGAUGUAGAGCUGACAAUGAAAAGUGCCGUAUCUCUAUCACUUUCUUUAAAUUCAUUAUCAGCUUAAGAUCAAAUGUUGCAGACUGCUUUCAAUGCAUGUCAAAAAAUAUUUGCACUGUCAGUUCCAUUCAGGGUAAUGCUAUGUGCCAUUGUUUGCAAAGUCGGAAAAGAAAAAUUACAUAGAGUGCAUCAUUUAGGGGCUUGCAAGACAUCUGAGAAUGUUCUAACAUGGACGCCUCACCCCCUUCAUCGUAGUAUGAAACCUGCCUCUUUUCAUGUUACUAUGGAAAAAAUAAUCUUGUAUGUAUAUACACACACAGGUCAUCAACAGAUUCCAGAAAUAUAUUUAUUUGAUAAAGUCUGAUACUGCCUUAUAAUUACAGGAUCUCAUUUUAACGUAUGUCUCCUUUUGUUAGUGUUCAUUAGGCACUUUCAGGCUUAAUUAAAUUCUCCCAAGGAGCUUGUUUUAAUUAACAUUAUUAUUAUUGUUAUUUUAACAGUUAUUGCCAAGGAGGGAAGUGAAAAGUUGGAUAGAAAUUAGUACCAGCAAAAUAUAUUAUAGUCUUUAUCCAACACCAAUCAAAGUAUAUGUUGGAAAAGUGACUUAUUGAAUUUUAUGUUUGUUUCCUGUAGCACUUAUCUUUAUUUUCCUACAAAAGUUCUUUUUUGAGUUUUUUUCCCAUUUAGUUUAUGUUUUACUAUGAAUUCAGGAGCUUUUUUUUUUUUUCAAAUUGCAAAAAAAGCCAAUCAUGUCAGGUCAUUUAAAUUUUCAGGCUAAAAGCUUUAAUAUAAAUACUAUAUAAAAUUGUAUAAUUAUAAAAUAUAUUUCUACUUGCCUACAUGUAAACAUUGAAAAUAAAUAUUUUUCACAUAAACUUCAGUAAAAAAUAUUUUGAUAAUUUAAUAUGAUGGGUGAAAGUUUGCUGGUAAUUAAAGAAUGAAAGAAUACUGUAUCUAUUGACUUAGGUAAAGAGAUAAUGGACAAAGCUUCAAUGUCUUACUUACAAGUUACUGAAAUGUAUGUUGCAUUUAACACAUUGUAUAGUUGGUGUUUUUCUCUAGUUUUCUUUACCCUUUUAUUUCUUUAAAUAAAAAAUCCCCCUGAAUAGGACAUUUCCAUAAAGGUGUAGCUAAAGAAAGUAUUUCAUUAAUUUUAAGUGGAACUACAAACAGUUUCAUUCUCUGGUAGCAAAGGUAUUGUAACUGUAGCUUAAAGGGAUACUGUCAUGAGAAAUUUUUUUUUUUUUUCAAAAUGAAUCAGUUAAUAGUGCUGC
This is a messenger RNA of Xenopus laevis (African clawed frog), 3155 nucleotides long. RefSeq names its product proline rich 16 L homeolog (gene prr16.L). Lineage: Eukaryota; Metazoa; Chordata; Amphibia; Anura; Pipidae. The record is from RefSeq and is a predicted model, not a curated record. The transcript has 3 exons. The coding region runs from base 375 to 1271 and encodes 298 amino acids.